AUGUUGCCCCUACCCGUUCAAGCAUCCCCGAGGUUUCCCAUGCGGGCCCUCCUCAGCCACUGCCUCUACCGGCGGGUCAUGAUAUGGGCUAUCACCGUCACAGUACUAUUGUGUUUGGUGCUGUUCUCGAGUGGUGUGCAGACCCGGCAUGGAAGGAUCUUGGAUUUGGUAGACUUCAGGAAAGGCAGCCAUUCCGAGACCCCUAAGACCGGCCUCGGCACAGCACCUGCCACCAUCGAGCAGCAACUGACCAUCGAGAAGCCCAAAGAGGAAGGCAAAAAGGAAGAAGGGAAAAAGGAUGAUGACAACGGCCGGGACCCUCUCCACUGGCUCGAGUACAAGCAUAUGGACGGCUAUUUCAAUGGCAUCAAGUCCCUCGUGCCUCUGAAGGACUACGUCCCUGAGUUCCCAGCCAAGCCGGACACCCCGCCAGUCAUCACCGUUUCCCUGAGCACCGCCCUACCGACCCCCACCCUCUACGCACCACAACCCGACUACCAGUCAACCGAGUAUAAGCAGAAGCAUCACCCUGUGCAGACAUGCUACCUCGACGAGGAGCAAACCAUCCCACCCCCGGACUUGUACGUUUAUGACGGACUUCCGCAGGGCGUAGCAAGGCCUGCCUUGGGAUCAUACGAGCUUCUAGGUAUCCGAGAUGACAUCUGCUACGAUCGAUUCGGCCGGUAUGGACCCUACGGUCUAGGUUACAGCCUUAAGGAUGGCGGUGUCGGCGAGGGUAUGGAUACCGAGAGCGAAGGCAGCGAGCACGUGUGGAACAAGACCGGAAAGAUCGACUACCACAACAUGAACUGGGGAAAGCUCCAGAAGCGUUGUGUCGAGAAGAACCGCGCCAGAUUUGUGGAACCCGAGGACAGGGAAGUCGAGCGCAACGACAGCGAGAAGGAUGCCCAGUCACGUCUCGGCAACGAUUCAAAGCAAAAGAUCGGACGUAUCGCGAUUGUCAUUCGAACGUAUGUUGGUUUCCAGUGGACACAUCUUGCCAUUCUUAACUUCCGCGCCAUGAUCUCCGAACUGUCCCUGCGGUCAGGCGGAGAGUACGACGCGCACUUCCUCCUCCACGUCAAGGACAAGGAACAACCGAUCUGGGCGGACGCGGAAACCGUCCAGAAGAUACUUGACUCAAACAUGCCACCAGAGUUCCACUCCAUUACUUCUCUGUGGUCUGAGCCGCAGAUGAAGUUGCUAUAUCCUGGGCACUUUGGAGACGCAUUCGAGAACCCAUCGAACGGAGAUGUCCACGGUGUUUACCGUUCUGCGCACAUGCCACUGCAGCAUUUUGCGAUGAUGCAUCCCGAGUACGAACAUUUCUGGAACUGGGAGAUGGACAUGCGCUAUGUGGGGAAUUACUACGAAUUGUUCGACCGGCUGGGGUCCUGGGCCAAGAAGCAGAGCCGUGUCGAACUCUGGGAGCGCUCACAAAAGUACUACAUUCCUGAGUACCACGGCAGCUGGUCCAACUUCACAGAGGUCGUUCACGAGGAGACUGAGGCUUCUGGCCGUCAAACAAUCUUCGGUCCCGUCAUUUUCCCCGGUCGCCAGGGUCUGCGUGCCCAGGAGCGGGGAUUCAGUUUCAUGCCUGACACAUGUGCCAAAGGCGGAAACACCACCGAAUGCGGAAUAGGUGAGGAGGCCGAUCUGAUCACACUGAACCCUAUAUUCGAUACCGACGAGUCCGGCUGGGUGUUUGCGAAAGAUGUCUCUGGAUACGACCGCAGUAUGCCUGUUCCGCCUCGGCGUUGCGCAAUUGUCACAGCCUCCCGGUUGUCCAGACGCCUUCUCCAGGUCAUGCACGAAGAGACAUGGCGUCUGCACCACAGCAUGUUUUCUGAGAUGUUCCCUGCCUCGAUGGCAUUGCACCACGGAAUGAAAGCUGUAUACGCGCCGCAUCCUGUUCUUAUUGACAGGAAAUGGGACAUUGAGAGAGUCGACUGGGCCUUCAACGGAGGCCGUGAUCACAGCACCAGCGGCCGCGGUUCUCCAUACGACCUCGACAACGAGCACAACCACGCAGGCACUAGUUGUACGACGGACGCGGCGACAACGGUGGACGAGCAGGAGAGGGGACCUUACGCGGCGGAAAGGCAGAAGAAAGCCGCCCGGACAGCACGGGCCGCCUGUGUCUGA
Molecule: messenger RNA, 2145 nt
Organism: Diaporthe citri
Lineage: Eukaryota; Fungi; Ascomycota; Sordariomycetes; Diaporthales; Diaporthaceae
Exons: 3
Coding region: 1-2145 (714 amino acids)
Source: RefSeq, a predicted model, not a curated record